Molecule: messenger RNA, 8013 nt
Organism: Gorilla gorilla gorilla (western lowland gorilla)
Lineage: Eukaryota; Metazoa; Chordata; Mammalia; Primates; Hominidae
Product: spectrin beta chain, non-erythrocytic 5-like
Molecular function (GO): protein binding
Source: RefSeq, a predicted model, not a curated record
AUGGCUGAGAUGUCAGACAACUCAUUAGAUGCAGGUGGUGCCAAGAGGGCUCUGAGAGAGGAUGUGGGGCCCAGCACUCCGCAGGGCCCAGUUGGAGGAGGCCAUGGCCCUGUUCGGUUUCUGCAGUUCCUGUGGGGAGCUCCAGUUGUGGAGAAGCAGACAGCGCUGCUCCAAAGGGUGCAGCCCCAGGCUGACACCCUGGAGGUCAUGCAGCUCAAAUAUGAGAACUUCCUCACUGCCCUGGCUGUGGGAAAGGGCCUCUGGGCUGAGGUCAGCAGCUCUGCUGAGCAACUGAGACAGACAUAUCCUGGGAACUCCACACAAAUCCAACGACAGCAGGAGGAACUGAGACAGAGGUGGGGGCAGCUGGAGGCUCUGAAGAGGGAGAAGGCCGUGCAGCUGGCACACAGUGUGGAAGUGUGCAGUUUUCUGCAGGAGUGUGGACCCACACAGGUCCAGCUGCGAGACAUGCUCCUCCAGCUGGAGGCCCCGCAGCCAGGGAGCUCAGAGGACACCCGCCACGCCCUGCAGCUGGCCCAGAAGAAGACCCUGGUGCUGGAGAGGAGGGUCCACUUCCUCCAAAGUGUGGUCGUAAAGUACGGCCAGCGCAGUGGCGGCAUUGGGAGGCAGGUUGAGGAGUCAGGCUACGCAGAGAGCCAGCCUCUGCAAGGACAGGUGGAGAUGCUGCAGGGGCUGCUGAAGCAAGUACAGGAACAAGUGGCCCAACAGGCCCGGCGCCAGGCUGAGACUCAGGCCCGGCAGAGCUUCCUGCAAGAGAGCCGGCAACUGCUACUGUGGACAGAGAGUGUCCAGGCUCAGCUGCGCAGCAAGGAGGUGUCGGUGGAUGUGGCCUCGGCUCAGCGGCUGCUGAGGGAGCACCAAGACCUGCUGGAGGAGAUCCACCUGUGGCAGGAGAGGCUGCAGCAGCUGGAGGCUCAGAGCCAGCCCAUGGCAGCCUUGGACUGCCCAGACUCCCAAGAGGUGGCCAACACUCUGAGGCUCCUGGGGCAGCAGGGCCAGGAGCUGAAGGUUGUGUGGGAGCAGAGGCAGCAGUGGCUGCAAGAGGGGCUGGAGCUGCAGAAGUUUGGCCGAGAAGUGGAUGGUUUCACUGCCACCUGUGCCAACCACCAGGCCUGGCUGCACCUGGACAACCUUGGGGAGGAUGUGAGGGAGGCCCUGAGCCUGCUGCAGCAGCACCGGGAGUUUGGGCGGCUCCUGAGCACCCUGGGGCCUUGGGCAGAGGCUCUGUGGGCACACGGCGAGAAGCUGGUUCAGAGUCAGCACCCAGCUGCACACACGGUCAGAGAGCAGCUGCAGAGUGUCCAGGCACAGUGGACCAGGCUCCAGGGGAGGAGUGAGCAGAGGAGGAGGCAGCUGCUGGCUUCCCUCCAGCUCCAGGAGUGGAAGCAGGAUGUGGCAGAGCUGAUGCAGUGGAUGGAAGAGAAGGGGCUGAUGGCUGCGCAUGAGCCCUCCGGAGCGCGCAGAAACAUCCUGCAGACACUCAAGCGGCACGAAGCAGCUGAGAGUGAGCUACUCGCCACCCGCAGACACGUGGAGGCCCUGCAGCAGGUUGGGAGAGAGCUGUUGAGUAGGAGGCCCUGCGGCCGGGAGGACAUACAGACCAGGCUUCAAGGCCUUAGAAGCAAGUGGGAAGCUUUGAACCGCAAGAUGACUGAGCGUGGGGACGAGCUCCAGCAGGCUGGACAGCAGGAGCAACUCCUGAGGCAGCUGCAGGAUGCAAAGGAGCAGCUGGAGCAGCUCGAAGGGGCCCUACAGAGCUCGGAGACAGGGCAGGACCUGCGCUCCAGCCACAGGCUGCAGAAACGGCACCAACAGCUGGAGAGUGAGAGCCGGACCCUGGCUGCCAAGAUGGCUGCCCUCGCCUCCAAGGCCCAUGGCGUGGCCGCCUCCCCGGCCAUCCUGGAAGAGACCCAGAAGCACCUCCGGAGGCUGGAGCUUCUGCAGGGGCAUCUGGCCAUCCGGGGCCUGCAGCUGCAGGCCUCAGUGGAGCUGCACCAGUUCUGCCACCUGAGCAACAUGGAGCUCUCUUGGGUAGCCGAGCACAUGCCCCAUGGCAGCCCCACCAGCUAUACCGAGUGCUUGAAUGGUGCCCAGAGCCUUCACCGCAAGCACAAGUACUUUCUGGAUGUGUCAGAGCUGGAGGGCUGGGUGGAGGAGAAGUGGCCGCUGGUGAGCAGUCGGGACUAUGGCAGAGACGAGGCAGCCACCCUCAGGCUCAUUAACAAGCACCAGGCUCUACGGGAGGAACUAGCCGUUUACUGGAGCUCCAUGGAGGAGCUUGACCAGACGGCCCAAACCCUCACUGGCCCCGAAGUCCCUGAGCAGCCGCGUGUGGUGCGAGAGAGGCUCCGGGAGCAGCUGCGGCCACUGCAGGAGUUGGCGGCCACACGGCACCGGGAACUGGAGGGGACCCUGAGGCUGCACGAGUUCCUGAGGGAGGCCGAGGACCUGCAGGGCUGGCUGGCAAGCCAGAAGCAGGCAGCCAAAGGAGGGGAGAGCCUGGGGGAGGACCCCGAGCACGCCCUGCACCUCUGCACCAAGUUUGCAAAGUUUCAGCACCAAGUGGAGAUGGGCAGCCAGUGGAUGGCUGCCUGCCGGCCGCUGGCAGAGAGCCUGCUAGAGCGUGGGCACAGUGCUGGCCCCAUGGUCCGUCAGAGGCAGCAGGAUCUGCAGGCCGCCUGGUCGGAGCUGUGGGAGUGGACCCAGGCCCGAGGCCACGUGCUCCGAGACGCCGAGACCUCCCUCAGAGUUCACAGAGAUCUCUUGGAAGUCCUCACCCAGGUCCAGGAGAAAGCCACGAGCCUCCCCAACAAUGUGGCACGGGACCUGCGUGGGCUGGAGGCCCAGCUGAGAAGCCACCAGGGGCUGGAGCGAGAACUCGUGGGCACCGAGCGGCAGCUGCAGGAACUGCUGGAGACUGCAGGCAGGGUGCAGAAGCUGUGUCCGGGGCCUCAGGCCCAUGCGGUGCAGCAGAGGCAGCAAGCUGUGACGCAGGCAUGGGCAGUGCUGCAGCGACGCAUGGAGCAGCGCCGCAUGGAGCGGCACAGGGCCCAGCUGGAGCGGGCACGCCUCCUGGCCCGCUUCCACACAGCGGUGCGUGACUAUGCCUCCUGGGCAGCCCGCAUGCGCCAGGACCUGCAGGUGGAGGAGAGUUCGCAAGAGCCUAGCAGUGGCACGCUAAAGCUCAGUGCCCACCAGUGGCUCCGGGCAGAGCUGGAGGCCCGGGAGAAGCUGUGGCAGCAGGCUACCCAGCUGGGCCAGCAGGCACUUCUUGCUGCAGGGACACCCACCAAGGAGGUCCAGGAAGAGCUUCGAGCCCUGCAGGGCCAGCGGGACCAGGUGUAUCAGGCCUGGGCACGGAAGCAAGAGAGGCUGCAGGCCGAGCAGCAGGAGCAGCUCUUCCUCAGAGAGUGCGGCCGCCUGGAGGAGAUCCUUGCGGCCCGGGAGGUCUCCCUGAAAACCAGUGCCUUGGGGAGCUCGGUGGAAGAGGUAGAGCAGUUGAUUCGCAAGCACGAGGUCUUCCUGAAGGUUCUGACUUCCCAGGACAAGAAGGAGGCAGCCCUGCGUGAGCGGCUGAAGACGCUCCGGCGCCCCCGGGUGCGGGACCGGCUUCCCAUCCUGCUGCAGCGCCGGGUGAGAGUGAAGGAGCUGGUGGAGAGCCGGGGACACCUGCAUGCCUCCCUGCUGAUGGCCAGCUUCACCCAGGCCGCAACCCAGGCUGAGGACUGGAUCCAGGCAUGGGCCCAGCAGCUGAAGGAGCCGAUCCCUCCUGGGGACCUGAGAGAUAAGCUGAAGCCCCUGCUGAAACACCAGGCCUUUGAGGCUGAAGUCCAGGCCCAUGAGGAGGUCAUGACCUCUGUUGCCAAGAAGGGAGAGGCUCUCCUGGCACAGAGUCACCCUCGAGCCAGAGAGGUCUCCCAGCGGCUGCAGGGCCUGCGGAAGCACUGGGAGGACCUGAGGCAGGCAAUGGCCCUCAGGGGCCAGGAGCUGGAGGACAGGCGGAACUUCCUGGAGUUCCUGCAGAGAGUGGACCUUGCAGAGGCCUGGAUCCAGGAGAAGGAGGUGAAGAUGAAUGUUGGUGACCUGGGCCAGGAGCUGGAGCACUGCCUGCAGCUCCGACGGCGGCUCCGCGAGUUCCGAGGAAACUCGGCCGGGGACACAGUGGGUGAUGCCCGCAUCAAGAGCAUCAGUGACUUGUCACUGCAGCUCAAGAACCGGGACCCUGAGGAAGUCAAGAUCAUCUGCCAGCGGCGAAGCCAGCUCAACAACAGGUGGGCGAGUUUCCAUGGCAACCUGCUCCGGUACCAGCAGCAGCUCGAAGGGGCCUUGGAGAUACACGCGUUGUCCCGAGAGCUGGACAAUGUCACCAAGAGGAUUCAGGAGAAGGAAGCCCUGAUCCAGGCCCUGGACUGUGGGAAAGAUCUGGAGAGCGUGCAGAGGCUGCUGCAGAAACACGAGGAGCUGGAGCGGGAAGUGCACCCCAUCCAGGCCCAGGUGGAGUCCCUAGAGCGUGAAGUGGGCCGCCUCUGCCAAAGAAGCCCUGAGGCAGCCCACGGCCUCAGGCACAGGCAGCAGGAGGUGGCUGAGAGCUGGUGGCAGCUCCGGAGCAGGGCCCAGAAGCGGAGGGAGGCGCUGGAUGCCUUGCACCAAGCUCAGAAACUCCAGGCAACGCUGCAGGAAUUGCUGGUCAGCGCCCAGAGGCUGCGGGCUCAGAUGGACACGAGCCCCGCUCCUCGCAGCCCUGUGGAAGCCCGGCGUAUGUUAGAAGAGCAUCAGGAGUGCAAGGCCGAGCUGGACUCCUGGACAGACAGCAUCAGCCUGGCCCGAAGCACUGGGCAGCGACUGCUCACAGCGGGGCACCCCUUCAGCUCCGACAUUCGCCAGGUGCUGGCUGGCUUAGAACAGGAGCUGAGCAGCCUGGAAGGGGCCUGGCAGGAGCAUCAGCUACAGCUGCAGCAGGCCCUGGAGCUACAGCUGUUUCUGAGCUCAGUGGAGAAGAUGGAACGUUGGCUUUGCAGCAGGGAAGACUCCCUAGCCAGUGAGGGUCUGUGGGACCCCUUGGCCCCCGUGGAACCCCUUCUGUGGAAGCACAAGAUGCUGGAGCGGGACCUGGAGGUGCAGGCGGGAAGGAUCAGUGCUCUGGAGGCCACGGCCCGCGGCCUGCACCAGGGUGGGCACCCCGAGGCCCAGAGUGCCCUGGGCAGGUGCCAGGCCAUGCUUCUGAGGAAGGAGGCGCUCCUCAGGCAAGCCGGGACCCGCCGCCAUCGCUGCCUGGAGGAGCUCCGGCAGCUGCAGGCCUUCCUGCAGGACUCCCAGGAGGUGGCUGCAUGGCUGAGGGAGAAGAACCUGGUGGCCUUGGAGGAGGGUUUGCUGGACACAGCCAUGCUGCCAGCACAGUUACAGAAGCAGCAGAAUUUCCAGGCGGAGCUGGACGCGAGCAUGCACCAACAGCAGGAGCUGCAGUGGGAGGGACAGAGGCUGCUGCAGGGGGGCCACCCAGCCUCGGAGGCCAUCCAGGAGCGACUGGAGGAGCUGGGAGCACUCUGGGGUGAGCUGCAAGACAACUCCCAGAAGAAGGUGGCCAAGCCCCAGAAGGCCUGCGAGGCCCUGCGUCUGCGGCGGGGCAUGGAGGAACUGGAGAACUGGCUGGAGCCCAUCGAGGUUGAGCUGAGAGCCCCCACUGUGGGCCAGGCCCUGCCUGGGGUGGGUGAGCUCCUGGGCACACAGAGGGAGCUGGAGGCAGCAGUGGACAAGAAGGCCAGGCAGGCUGAGGCACUGCUGGGCCAGGCCCAGGCCUUUGUGAGGGAAGGCCACUGCCUUGCCCAAGAUGUGGAAGAGCAGGCCCGGCGGCUGCUUCCGAGGUUCAAGAGCCUGAGGGAGCCCCUGCAGGAGCGCAGGAUGGCCCUGGAGGCCCAGAGCCUCCUCUUGAAGUUCUUCAGGGACGCCGACGAGGAAAUGGCCUGGGUGCAGGAGAAGCUGCCUCUGGCCGCUGCCCAGGACAAUGGCCAGAGCCUGAGUGCGGUGCGGCACCUGCAGGAGCAGCACCAGAACCUGGAGAGUGAGAUGAGCAGCCACGAGGCUCUGACCCGGGUGGUGCUGGGCAAUGGGCACAAGCUGGUGCAGGCUGGGCACUUUGCCGCCCACGAGGUGGCCGCCCGGGUGCAGCAGCUGGAGAAGGCCAUGGCCCACCUGCGGGCAGAGGCGGCGCAGAGGCGGCUUCUGCUGCAGCAGGCUCAGGAGGCCCAGCAGUUUCUGACUGAGCUCCCGGAGGCGGGAUCCUGGCUGGCUGAGCGGGGCCGUGUCCUGGACAGCGAGGACAUGGGCCACAGUGCUGAAGCCACACAGGCCCUUCUGCGGCGGCUGGAGGCCACCAAGAGAGACCUGGAAGCGUUCAGCCCACGCAUCGAGCGGCUGCAGCAGACAGCAGCACUCCUGGAGAGCAGGAAGAACUCAGAAAGCCCCAAGGUGCUAGCCCAGCUGCAGGCAGUUCGGGAGGCCCACGCAGAGCUGCUGCGGAGGGCAGAGGCCAGGGGGCACGGCCUGCAGGAGCAGCUGCAGCUACACCAGCUGGAGGGAGAGACCCUGCUCCUCGACGCCUGGCUGACCACCAAGGCGGCCACCGCCGAGUCCCAGGACUACGGGCAGGACCUGGAGGGUGUCAAGGUGCUGGAAGAGAAGUUUGAUGCUUUCAGAAAGGAAGUGCAGAGCCUGGGCCAGGCCAAGGUGUAUGCCCUGAGGAAGCUGGCAGGCACCCUGGAGCGGGGUGCACCCAGGCGCUAUCCCCACAUCCAAGCCCAGAGGAGCCACAUUGAGGCCGCUUGGGAGAGGUUGGACCAAGCAAUAAAAGCCUGCACAGAGAACUUGGCUGCAGCCCAUGAGGUCCACAGCUUUCAGCAGGCAGCGGCUGAGCUCCAAGGAAGGAUGCAGGAGAAGACGGCCCUGAUGAAGGGAGAGGAUGGAGGCCACAGCCUGUCAUCUGUGCGGACCCUGCAGCAACAGCACAGGCGCCUAGAGAGAGAGCUGGAAGCUAUGGAGAAGGAGGUGGCACGGGUACAGACGGAGGCCUGCCGACUGGGCCAGCUACAUCCUGCAGCUCCGGGGGGCCUGGCCAAGGUGCAGGAGGCCUGGGCCACCCUGCAGGCGAAGGCCCAGGAGCGAGGCCAGCGGCUGGCGCAGGCUGCACAGGGCCAUGCCUUCCUCGGGCGCUGCCAGGAACUGCUAGCAUGGGCACAGGAGAGGCAGGAGCUGGCGUCCUCCGAGGAGCUGGCUGAGGACAUGGCGGGGGCUGAGCAGCUCCUUGGGCAGCAUGAAGAGCUGGGGCAAGAAAUCAGGGAGUGCCGCCUUCAAGCCCAGGACCUGCGGCAGGAAGGACAGCAGCAGGUGGACAACAGCCACUUCAUGUCCGCGGAGGUGACAGAGUGCCUGCAGGAGCUGGAGGAGGCUUGGGCCCUGCGCUGGCAACGCUGUGCCGAGAGCUGGGGCCUGCACAAGUUUCGGCAGAGGCUGGAGCAGGCUGAGGCCUGGCUGGCCUGCCGGGAGGGCCUCCUGCUGAAGCCCGACUAUGGGCACUCAGCCUCAGAUGUGGAGUUGCUGCUGCAGAGACACCAGGACUUAGAAAAGCUGCUGGCAGCCCAGGAAGAGAAGUUUGCCCAAAUGCAGAAGACAGAGAUGGAACAGGAGCUCCUGCUGCAGCCACAGGAGCUGAAGCCCGGGAGAGCUGGCAGCUCGCUGACAUCCUGUCAGUGGAGGCCCUCUGGACACCAGGGGCUAGGAGCACAGCUGGCUGAGACGAGGGACCCCCAGGAUGCAAAGGGUACCCCCACCAUGGAGGGGUCUUUGGAGUUCAAGCAGCACCUGCUGCCUGGCGGGAGGCAGCCUAGCUCGAGCUCCUGGGACAGCUGCUGCGGGACCUUGCAGGGCAGCUCUCUGAGCCUGUUGGAUCAGAGGAUGGCAGCGGAGGUACCAGGGGAAAAGCUGAGAUGGCCGCAGUGA